Messenger RNA from Cylindrotheca closterium, 1081 nucleotides. Lineage: Eukaryota; Bacillariophyta; Bacillariophyceae; Bacillariales; Bacillariaceae. The record is from the annotation of a GenBank genome assembly.
GACCACCCAAUUUGGGGGCUGUUCUACUUCUGCCUUCAACGAAGUCUCCCAUCGAGUCCGGUCCAGUGGCGACGAUAGCUUGGGGCGAUGGGCUUGGAUCCGACUUCAUGGCCGAACACGAGGCGUUUGCCAGCGCGACUUGGUGGUCCUCUCUGCCUACCGACCAAACCCACCCAACGACGGGCAUCAAACCGUGUGGUUCCAACACAAGGCCCAUUUCAGCCGCACCCACCGCGACGCUGACCCCAGGGAAGCUUUCAUCAAGGACCUCUCGAUGGCUAUCAACAAAUGGCGCGACGACGGCUGUUCUAUCAUCUUGGGUAUCGAUGCCAAUGAUGACUUAUCCUCCUACUCCCCGACGUCUUUCCGUUUUCGGAUGAGCGAAGUAGGACUGAUUGAGGCGAUCCAGUCUAAGCACCCAGGGUCCCAUCAGGCCACUUACCAGCGAAACCUCCGUGGGUAUCCGAUUGACGGUAUCUUUGCGACGCCUGACGUACCCAUCCUGGCCGCCGGGUACUACCCUUUUGACGAACACGUUGCCUCCGAUCAUCGUGGCCUGUGGAUCGACUUUGACUUGCGCAGUCUCCUCGGCGGACACAAACCUACAAAAUCCACCCGUGUCCCCCGCCGGCUGGUGAUGCAUAACAAACGGGUGGUUCAACGAUACGUCCAAUUGGCGGAGCAGGGUUACAUGCGGUACAAUAUUCCCGGCCGUCUUUCUACCCUGGGAUUCGACGUUGCCCGACGGUUGGCGGAGCAGAACUGCAGGAAGUUGUCGAUGGGCGGGGCGGAAUGGUCUCCGCAAGGCCAAUCCAUUCGGGAUCGGAUCACCUUGUGGCGGCUUCUCCUCAAGGGCCGACGUCAGUGCCGGGUGAGCUCCAGGAAGGUUCGCCGCCUGCUGCUCAAGACAAACGAACCCUUGGCCUGGAAGUUGACCACAGCCGAACUUGAGACUCUCCUCACCCAAGACCUUGGUCGGUAUAGAGAAGCCAAAAGGGGCCUCACUUCUAAAUGGCGGAAGGCCCAUGUCACGACUCGCACCCAGAGCAUUGCUAAAGUCCGUCAUAAAACGGCAAGCUAA